UCACACAUCUUCUACCUUUUCCACUGUGAAUAUUGCACCGGAACUUUAAGCAUGUUUAAAAAAAUGUAAAAAUGUGAAAUUAAAAUUUAAAAGCAUCAAGAGAUACUGUGUGCUGCAAUUUCCUUAUUAUCAUAACGUGACUGAAGAAGUCCUUGCAAGCACCAGUGCAACAUACAGGUGUGCGGUACUCCAAAACUCAUCAUUGUUAGUAAUACUGUGAGUUACUGGCACCCUACUUGAACAUGACAAAUGUGUUUUCCUAUGAUACCAGCACCGCUGACAGCAUUGUCUCUGGAGUGAACCUUUCCAGCGACUUUCUCCACAUACCCAGUCAUGAACUGAAGAUACGAGAUUAUGAAAGAGACCGAAAACGCCUGAUAGGCUGGGAACUCCAUUGCAGCACCCUUGCCGAAUAUUACCGUACCAACCGGAUACCAAGAGGUCUACGCUCAAGAUUGAGACCUACAUUAUUCUCCGACAACACAGAAUUUUCAACACGUUUUGAAAACAUUUUAAAUAAAUGUUCCUUUGAUAUAAUUCUACUCACGAUAGAACAAUUACAAAAGUCAAUAGAAGAUUUAUCUAAAAAGAUCGAGAUCACGGAGACAACUCUAAUCACGACAGCACCAGAAGAAGAAUGGAAAAAAGCCAAAGACAAGAUCGAGAAACAACUGAGUGAAUACAAAAAACAUACAGAACUGAACAAGCGACAGAAAUUCGUGCGCGACGCGGAGGAUUAUCGCCUCGAUAACGUAUAUCGGUGGAAAAAGAGUCCCCAGUACAACCCGUGGAAUAACAGAUAUCAACAGUACUCCGGCUCAUCAUCCGACAGUGACCGAUCAGGAAACUACAAACACCCAGCUCGUUUUUUAGGCAACCGACGGAGAGGACGGGGACCAGGACCAGGCGCACCAGGAGAGGUGGCAGGAGACAGUCAAGGAAGUCAAGUACAGACCAGAUCGCAGACCCGCUGAUAUCACGACCUGCGAGGAUUUAGACCACUGAAGAAGGCCGUGACAGGCCGAAACGUUUGGUCACACAUCUUCUACCUUUUCCACUGUGAAUAUUGCACCGGAACUUUAAGCAUGUUUAAAAAAAUGUAAAAAUGU
This is a messenger RNA of Bufo gargarizans (Asiatic toad), 1109 nucleotides long. RefSeq lists its product as uncharacterized. The record is from RefSeq and is a predicted model, not a curated record. The coding region runs from base 243 to 974 and encodes 243 amino acids. The transcript is spliced from 3 exons. NCBI's taxonomy places the organism in Eukaryota, Metazoa, Chordata, Amphibia, Anura, Bufonidae.